AUGUUUUUCUUGAUGGCUAAUUUCCUUGCUGUAAAUUUAGACGUGCAAAAUCUAGUGUGGCAUUACAAUGAAACUGGACGCGGCAAAGGAUCACCUGAUAGAAUUGGCGCAACCAUAAAACGGACAGCAGAUCAAUCGGUAGCCAAAGGUUAUGACGUGGCUAAUUUUCAACAAUUGGUUCAAUGUUUGAUAAAAAACUGCAAGGGUGUACAAAUUUUACCUGUAGAUGAUGACAAUGUUGCGACCAUUGAACAUUUGCUGUCAAGAAGUUUGACGCAAACGUUUAAAGGUACAUUCACCAUACACCAAGUAGCUUGGAACAAAAAUAGCCCGGGUCUUCUUAAUGCUCGAAAAUUAAGUUGCACUGAAUGUCAUCCACAUCAAAUCUGUCCACAUUAUGAAAUAGGUAUAAUCAAUACAGAAGCCAUUUGUGACAGCUUCGAUGAAGGUGAAGUUCUUCCUUCCUCGUCACAUAGUGAUCAUACAUUAGAUACUUCAGACAAAAAAACAUAUAAGAAAGCUCGCGCAUCAGAAAGCAGUUCUCCUCCUUGUACCGAAUCUUUAAUACGAUUUGAUAAUUCUCACUCAGUUCGACGUAUUCUACAGGAACCCAAUCCUUUCCUAAUGGCUAGCUCGUCUAUUCUUAAAGAAAGAAAAUGCUCGACACUUUUUGAUGAUUCUGAGUGUAAUGAUUCACGUUUUUUUGAACAGCCUGGAUCUUCUCACAGAAAUACUCUCAGAGAAAAAAAAUAUAUAGAUCGAAUAUUUACUUCUGAAUUUGAAUCGGAAGUACGAAAGCCAAGAAAGUGUCUCAUGUUACAAUCAUCGAGCUCUUCAGAAGAAAACAUUUUU
Molecule: messenger RNA, 852 nt
Organism: Brenthis ino (lesser marbled fritillary)
Lineage: Eukaryota; Metazoa; Arthropoda; Insecta; Lepidoptera; Nymphalidae
Source: the annotation of a GenBank genome assembly